Soboliphyme baturini is the source of this 561-nucleotide messenger RNA. Lineage: Eukaryota; Metazoa; Nematoda; Enoplea; Dioctophymatida; Soboliphymatidae. The record is from the annotation of a GenBank genome assembly.
AUACUGUUCGGUGCGAUGGCCUGGCUGACCACGUCCAACAUGGCCAUGGUCCGUCGCCUGUCGCGCUCGAAACUCGGCGGCCUCCAGAGCACGUCGCAUUCCGUAGCGUUGGGCAACACCCGCAUCAACAGGGUGCAUCCAAUGGUGGUGCAGGCGAAUGUCAACGUCGUCGGUGGCCGUCCACACGACCUGGCAAACGCGACCAACGAAAAACGCAGGAUGGUGACAGAAAUCCGAAGCAUUACGUCGCUGAUCUUCAUCACGGCCGUCAGCUUUGCCAUCUGCCAGAUUUCGUAUGUGUUCUGGCGACUGCUGUGGAUUUUCCAUGGCACGGUCCGAAGCUUGGACGUCUGCGACCAUGUCGACGCGUUUCGAAGCUCCAUGCGCAUGCACUACUUUGUUCAGUUCUCGAUCAUGUCCACGUACGUGUGCGAAGCGAUGAGUCGCUCACUGAACUUUUACUUCUACCUUAUGUUCAACACAUCUUUUCGGAACGAGUUUACGGCCUCGAUCAAAUACCUCUUCUCCGAACUCAUGGCGCUGAAACAGUGCGCCAACUAA